AUGUCGGAAAGUAAUAUAUUGAAGCGUAAGAAUGAGGACUUGGAAUCCUCGUCGGAUGACCAAUUAAACAAAAGAGUGGCAUUAGACAGCGAGCAAUUGGCGUUGAAUGAUAAACAACAAGAAGUGGCACAUACAGCACCGGUUAUCAGUAAUGGUAUAACAGGAGAGUCUACCACACCAACUGAAGAAAAUCAAGAAACAGAAGAGUUACCUAAAGCUCCAAAUGAUGAAGCAGAAGCUUUUACCGAGGAUGCCUCUGCAACAACAGACGCAUCGUCAAAGCCGGUAUCAAAUCAUAGAGAGAAAGAAGGAGAUCCAACAUAUGUUAUGUUCAGAAUGUAUUGUCCUGUCAAAGAAGCAAGUACUGUUGUGGGCAAAAAAGGAGAAAAGAUCAAUCAUAUUAGAGAUAAGGCAAAUGUGAGAAUUAAUGUUAGUGAAAACUUAAAGAAUGUACCAGAAAGAAUAGUCCUGGUCAGAGGUCCUGCUGAAAACGUAGCACGAGCAUUUGGGUUAAUAACAAGAACAAUAUUGGAAGAACCAGAAGAUGAGCCUGCGUCGAUGCUUAGCAGACAAUAUAAUUUGAAAUUAUUGAUUCCACAUCCAAUGGUUGGGUAUAUUAUUGGCAAGCAAGGUGUUAAAUUCAGAGAAAUAGAAGAAAAUUCCGCCGCCAAGUUAAAGGCUGCUGAGCAACCAUUGCCAUACUCCACGGAUAGAAUAUUAUCAAUAACUGGCGUGGGUGAUGCAAUCCACAUUGCAAUCUAUUAUAUUUCGCAAGUAGUCAUAGAACACAAGGAUUGCUUGAAGAAAAAUAAAGUAGUGUUCUACAAUCCUGCUAAUUACCAUCACACUAAUAUCAACAAUAAUAUGAAUAAUAAUAUGGUAAACAUGUCCAUGAUGCCGUCGAAUUCCAACAUGAUGGCAAUGGGUGGUGCUAAUCCUUUAGCUAUGCAAGGGAUGGCUUCAAUGAAAGAUAAUCCAAAUCCAUAUACUCAACAGCCUAAGCAACCAUACAACUUUCAAAUGAUGUUUCAACCAUCAAUUCAUCCACAACAUCAGUAUGUUACCACACCUGCUCCCACCUCCAGUAUGACUCUUCCACCUCAGAAUCAAUUCACAGACGAACAUGGUAAUAAUAUGAUAGGUGAUGUUAUAACUAGCCCCCCUGUCCAAGUCGGUUCUACUACUGAUAAAUUUAACGAAGAUGUUUUUGUUGCGAACGCUAAUAUUGGCUCGGUUAUUGGAAAAGGAGGUAAUAAUAUAAAGCAAAUUCGUGAAAAUAGUGGAUGUACAUAUGUGAAAAUCGAGCCUGACCAACGUCAAUCUCUUAUGCUUGGUGGUGGUAAAGGUUUAACUAAUAUCAGAAAAUUAACUUUGACAGGCUCGUUGCAAUCUAUUCAAAUGGCUAUUUAUUUGAUUAACCAAAGAAUUGGAGCUGACAAAGAGAGAAACGCUAAUUGA
Molecule: messenger RNA, 1458 nt
Organism: Debaryomyces tyrocola
Lineage: Eukaryota; Fungi; Ascomycota; Pichiomycetes; Serinales; Debaryomycetaceae
Source: the annotation of a GenBank genome assembly